This is a messenger RNA of Lobosporangium transversale, 790 nucleotides long. RefSeq lists its product as hypothetical. Bases 194 to 682 code for a protein of 162 amino acids. Lineage: Eukaryota; Fungi; Mortierellomycota; Mortierellomycetes; Mortierellales; Mortierellaceae. The record is from RefSeq and is a predicted model, not a curated record. The transcript has a single exon.
AAUGUAACAUGUAUGUAUAUAACAUGUAAUAGGAUAGGAAAGCUUCGCUCACCGAGCCACACGAAGAACUGGACACAAAAUCAAAAGCCAAAAACCAAAAGAAAGGGAGGGGGCACUCUAGACGACGGAAUAGAUACAAUAUGGACAGACUACUUAUUGUUUAAAAAAAAAAAAUGCUUUUUUCUUCAUUAAAAUGUAUGGUCGACUUUAUUUAUUUUAUUUUUUUUUUUUUGGCAUGUGUGGAGUCGAUGAAGGACGCGGACAAAGACAAAAAAAUUGGGCUAAGGAUAGCCUCGGGGAUGGAGAUAUCCAAGUAAAGCGAGUGAGACUAAUGUUUAGAUGUUUUUGUUUUUGUUUUUGUUUUUUUUGUGUCGAUACAAGGCGAAUGUGUAUUGUUUAUUUAUGCCUAAAUAGUUCAAUCAAUAUGCCGUUUGGUCAAUUUCGGUACUUUUAUGGUCUGGUGGGCUGGAGAAUGGAUUCAAAAAGAGGGGGGGAGAUGAACGAAAGAAACAAACCCGUUUUUGGUUGCACAGACAUGAUUGAACUACAGUCCUGUACACUCCCAUUGUUUAUUCCCACAAGGACAAGGACAAGGACAAGGACAAAGACAAGAAGAAGGAAAGACGAACAGAGCAUGGGUCUGAAGCACAUGCUUAGAAAGGAUACUCUUUAUCAAAGAUAAAGGGUUGCUUCUUUGGUGAUGUUUGUUAUACACAAAUGUGAUUUUGUAGGCUAGAUUGUAAUUAGAUAAUGACCGAGAUCAAAACGGCUGAAAAGAACUGGGCCAAUG